Messenger RNA from Paramecium sonneborni, 4372 nucleotides. The record is from the annotation of a GenBank genome assembly. NCBI's taxonomy places the organism in Eukaryota, Ciliophora, Oligohymenophorea, Peniculida, Parameciidae.
AUGAUUUAAAAACCAUUUCUUUAUGUAACAAAUCCUGAGACAUUCAUUAUUUAUAAAUAUCAAUAUUAGGAUGGAAUAUAUAAAAAGAUUGGGCCACAUAUUCCAUAAGAAUUUGAAUUAAUGAAUGUUAGAUAGUAAUAAUAGUAUCGCUAAUGGAAAGCCUUAAAAUUUAUGAUGUGGAGUAUUUUUAAUAAAGAUAAGAUUUAAAAUCCUAUUGAUUUUAGAAUCAUUCUAUGUAGAUUGAUGGAUUUAAAUACUAAUAUAUUAUUGGCAAUUAUUAGUACAAUUGGAUUAAGAUAUUUCCUUCUUAAAUUACAAUCACCAUUUAUGGAUUAUUAUUUUGAAGAUAGGUUAAUAACAUUUCCAAAACUGAAAAAGUAAUGUAUAGUUAUAUUGAUAGAGGUUUGGCUUUUUCUUACUUUGGUUUUGCAUUGUAUUUUGGAGUGAAGAGUGUAAUCAAUUAGGAACAUAUAUAUGAUUUAAGUUUAGAGUAUGUGUGAUUAUUAUUAUAACAUUUCUGUUAAAUGAGAGUUGCAGUUGCGCCAUUAUAAAUUUCAAGAUCCUUACCUCCAGUUCCCUUACCUGUAGUGGCAACACCUAUGAUGGUUGAUAGGGGUAUAAAAUAUUACAAUCUUCUUAUAGUCGUUAAUAUACAUCAUUCAUAAGUAUUUCAUACUGAUUCACCAUUAAAAUAAUAAAGUGAAUAAAAAUUGAAGUAAUUGGAAUCAAGAGUGUAAAAUUUAGAAACUUAAUCACCAAAUAAAGGAAAGGUUGAAAAAUUAUUAGAAGAGAAUGAAAAAUUGUUGCAAUUAGUUCGAGAGAAGACUGAACAUGCUUCAAAAUAUAAAGGAGAAUUACUUACUGCCAAAAAGGAAAUCUCAAAGUAUUCUUAUAUUCUAUCAUUCUAGACUCAAGAAAGUCUUAGAUUUAAAGGAGGAAGCAUUAACGGAUAUGAGAUUAAAAAGUUAGAGUAGAAGUAUAUCAAGAGCUAGUGAAAGGAAGGCUGAGUAAAUUAUGCAAGAGAAAUAACUACUCGAAUAAUAAUAUGCGAAAGAAAAAUAAUAUAUGCAAAAUCAAAUAAAUUAACUUAAAGAAGUCAUAGAAUCUUAAUCAUCUUAAAAUCAAUCCCUUUAUAAUAUUGAUUAUCAACAAUAAAAUAUUUCUAAUCCUAAUUAGUAAAUUGAAUUAUUUGGUCAAUAACCAUCAUCAUCAGGUUAAAUUAUUAAAGGUAGUUAAAAAAGCAUAAAGAAACCUUAAUCAGCUAAUUAAAUUUAAUUUGAAGUUCCAGAAUAUACAAAUGUUUAAUCAAAGAAUCCUCAAGUUUAAGAUCAUUUAAGAAAAUUAUCUUAAGCAUUUUAGGAUAAAGAUCAAAAAUAAAUCUCACCUAUCAAAAAUGAUUAAGGAUAAGAUUAAUCUUAAGAAUAAGUUUAACAUUCUAAACGUAAAUCAUAUGUCUAACCAGACUAAUCAAAUAAUCAAGAUUAAUAAGUGAUGAGAAAAGAUCAAUAAAAAUAAUAGUCUUAUAAAUAGCCUGAUUAAAUUUAAAGAAAAUCCAUAUCUCCAACAUAUGAAUAAUAAUAACCAGAUUAAUUGAAUUCAAUCAGAUAGAAUUAAAGAUAAUAAUCUUAUAAAUAAGGAGAUAUUUAAAGAAAAUCUAUUUCUCCAAAUCAGGAUGAUGCUGCUAUUGAUUUAAGAGUAGAUAAUCGACAAAAUCAUUCUAGAUAACCAUCAUAUAAAUAAUAAAUUCCAGCAACUGAUUAAUAAAGAAAUACUCAUAGAAAACAAUCAAGCACUCUUGAAUAAUACUAAGUUCAAAUUAAUUAAUUAAAUGAUGAAUUACUUUAAGCUAGACAUCAAGAAGAUGAAUUAAAAUCUUAAAUGAACUUAUUAAAUUAAUAACUUUAGGAAUAGAAAUUAAUUAUAGAUAAUUUGUAAUUUGAUUAGAAUACAAAAUAAGAAUAAAUAUAAAAAUAUAAAUAAGAUUUAUAAAGUUAAAAUUAAGAAUUAUAAAAGCAAUUAUCAAAUAAUAAAGAUUUAUAGUUUCAACUUUCAAAGUUAUAAAGAAAUAAUGAUUCAUAAAAUAAGUUAUUAGAUUAAAAGCUCUAAGAAAAUUUGCGUAAAUAAAAUAUUUUAGAAAAGUAAUUACAAGAAUCUAAUUAAAUUAUAGAGAAACUUGAAUAAGAAAAUUAAGAUAUAUCACAUAAAUUUGAAUAAGAAAAAGAUGAUCUUAUCAAAGAAUAUGAAGAAUAAUUAGAAUAGAAAUAAUAAGAAUUAAUCGAAUUAAAUUAAUCAGCCCUUUAGGAUAAAACAUCUAAAGUUGAAAUUGAAAUUUAAUUCAAUUAACUAAAAUAAAAAGAAGCAAAUUUCAAUUCUGAAAUUGACAAAAUUAGAAAACAAAAAGAUCUAAUGAAAGCUUAGUUAGAUGAAACUUAAAAAAGUCUCAAUUAAGCAAAACUUUAAAUAAGUCAGAUAGAAUCAGAACACACAGCAUAAGUAGAAUUAAGAGAAUAAUUAGAAACUAAUUAUGCUAUUUUAUAGAAAGAAUAUGGAGAAUUUAAAGAGAAUUCUAUUUCUUAAUUUAAUAGUAAGAUGAAUAGUUAUUAAUAAAAAGCAUAAUUAGAAUAUGACAAAUUAAAGAAAUAAAGUUUACAAUAGUAAACAGAAUUAGAAAAAGUAUAUCUAGAGAAAUCAGAAUUGGAAUAGGAAUUGAAUAAUACUCAAUAAGAUUUAGGACAUCAAUAUUAAGAAGUAACUUAAUAAUUAUAAACUGCUAAGCAAACUAUAAAUGAAUAGAAAAAACAAUUAAAAUAAUUAGGAUAAUAGAAUUAGUAAUUAAAUUAGGAACAUUAGGAUUUAUCAGUUCAUUAUCAAUAAUAAGAAAGCGAAUUGAAUUAAUUAAGAUAAGAAUUAUAAACUUAAUAAGAUCAAUGUUAAUCACUUAGAUUUGAUAUUUCAAGAAUAUAGAUAGAUAAAGCAUAAUUGGAAUCAACAAAUAAACAAUAAAAGUAGAUGGAUUAAUUAAUGUUAGAAAAUGAUUCAAUAUUACAUACAAAUGAAUAAUUAUAAACAGAUCGUAAUUAAUUAGCUGAUACACUUUAAUAAAAGGAGAGCGAGAUUGGGAGAUAAAAAAAGAAUAUCGAUUAAUUGAAAUAAUAAAACUAAUAAAAUGUUGAGUAAAUAAAGAAAUUGUAAUCUGAGUUAGCUGAAAAGGAGAUUUUAGCUGAAAAAUGUUAAAGUGAAUUCAAUAACUUUUAAAGAGAACUUUAAUUAUUAAGAAAGGAGAAUGAUAGAUUAUCAGCAGAUACAUAAAAAUAUGUUGAACAACUUGAGUAAGAGAAAAUUAAUUCAGGAAAGAAGCUUGAUAAUUUAUAGACUCAAUUAUAAUAAUAAAUUCUAUAGAGAGAUUAAGAAUAUGAUGAUUUAGAUAAAUCUAGUAGAUCAGCCUUUGUUGAAUUAUAAUCUCGAAAACAAGAGACAUCAUUGUAGUAGAGACGUUUAGAAUAAUAAACAGAGUUCAUUAAAUAAUUAACUGAAUAAUUAGAGAAGGUUUCCCAAUAGAAUAAAAAUUUAUUAAAUGAUUCAUAGUUGAAUAAAUAACAACAUGAAUAAUAGUAAUAGGAAUUUGAAUUCACUAUCAAAGAUUUAUAAGCAAAUCUUUAAAAGUAAUAAUAUGUUUAGGAAGAAUUAUAAAAAGAAAUUUAAAAAUAAAAAUUAUAAGAAGCUAAAUAAAGAGAAAAUAAUGAAAUUGAAAAAGAAAAAAUGAAUUAGAUGAUGCUAAAAUUAGAAGAAAAGUUAGAACAACAUAAAACUGAUACCGGUGCUGAUUUAUAAGAAUAUGAAAUAUUUAAAUAGACAAAUUUAUAAUUAAAUAGUGAAUUGGAAAGAAUUAGAGGAGAAAAUGCAGAUUUACAUGAAAUUGUUAUAUAACUUUAAAAAGAAAAUGUAUCUUUAAGAGAUCAUCAUCAAUAAAUGAUUUCUUAGAUUGAAGAAAAUCAUCAAGCAAGUGAAAAGUUGAGAACUUUAUGUUAAUAAUAUGAAUAAGAAAUUAUUUUAUUAAGAAGAUAGGUAAUUAUAUAAUUUAUUUAUUGUUUAGCCAGAAUAAGGAUUAUAUGAAUAACCAAAGGCAGGAUUUAUUAAAACGAAAAAUAGUAGAAGAAUAGAAGAAAUGGAGAGAGAAAAUAUUUAUUAUUAAUAAGAGAUUUAGAAACUAAAAUCAGUAAUUGAUGAGAUCUAAAAUAAUUAAAAUUAUAAUUCAACUCCAACUCCUGAGAGAAAAUAGUUGAAUUAAUAAUAAAGUUUAUCUUAAAAAAAACAUUUGUUUGAAUAAAAGCCUAAAUCAAUAGAUAACACUAUAAGGAAAUAAUUAUAAUGA